GACACUCCCCACUCGGAAGGGAUGCUUGUUGCUAAUCCCUUUUCCGUCACAAGGUACCUCUUUGCCUUCAUUUGGGAAAACCCAGCAACUUUUGAAAAAAAAAGCCUUCAUUUGGGAAAAACCCUGCAACUUUUGGAGGAAGGGGCAAAAAAAAAGGAACAGCAGCCAUCUCCUUGGUCCCCAACCCAAACUCCACUCGCACUCUCUGCAUUUCUCAACCACGAAACCCAAUAUUAUUACCAAAACAAACGUAAACCCGAUAUUAUAUUCCAUCGAUCAAGAACCAUACAAAACUCUAAUCUCCUUCGUCUCCGUCAUCUCGAAAUGCUUUCUCCCGGGCUUCGAGAGUUCCAAGAAAACCUCACCGCCCACCUCACCCCUUGGCACCGCUCGUUCCAGUUCUGGAUCCGCGCCGCCGACAUCUACACCACCUACAAGGUUUGCCAGUUUCGGGCGGGAUUCGUGAAGGAUGCGGAGAAGAGGGAAGCAAUGUGGGAGAGGCAGCACGAGCUCGCUGCGGAUAAGAUGUAUUCCCUCUGCUCCGACCUCGGUGGGCUCUUUCUCAAGGCUGCUCAAAUUCUGGGGAAACCUGAUUUGGCCCCAGCUGCUUGGGUAAGAAGACUAGUUACUUUAUGUGACAAGGCUCCUGUAACCCCAUUUGAAGUGGUCUGCAGUAUAUUGGAGAAGGAGUUGGGGCAGACUUUUACCAAAAUGUUUGAAAGCUUUGAUGCUGAGCCCAUUGGAUCUGCUUCAAUUGCACAGGUUCAUCGGGCAAGACUGAGAUGUGAAAAGACUGAUGUUGCUGUUAAGGUGCAACAUCCUGGAGUUCAACAGCUGAUGAUGAUUGAUAUCCACAAUGUGCAAGCAUUUGUCUUGUUUUUGCAAAAGACAGACAUCAAAUUUGAUCUAUUUUCUCUCACCAAAGAGGUCGAGAAGCAGGUUGGAUAUGAAUUUGAUUUUCUGCGAGAAGCCGAGGCCAUGGAAAGAAUCCGACAUUCAUUUCAUGCUAACAACAAAAAGGUUCCUGUUUUGGUGCCACAUGUAAUUCGUGACAUGGUGACCAGGAAUGUCGUAGUAAUGGAGUUUAUAAAUGGAAUCCCUAUAAUGAAUCUUGGUGAUGAAAUAGCAAAAAGGGGCAUAGAUCCUCGUGGUAAGCUUGCAGCGGUGGCAAAGCAGAAAAUCUUGAAAAAUCUGACACUAGCAUAUGGUCAAAUGAUCUUGAGGGAUGGUUUCUUCCAUGCAGAUCCACAUCCAGGAAAUAUCCUUAUCUGCAAGGACUCAGAGGUUUCUUUACUCGAUUAUGGGCAAGUGAAGCAACUUCCUGAUGACUUGAGGCUUGGAUAUGCAAAUCUUGUUCUUGCACUUGCUGACAAAGACCCUUCAAGGGCUACACAGAGUUACAAGGAGCUGGGAAUAGAAACAUUGAGUACAUGUGCUGAUGAAGAAAAGGAACUGUUUGAAUUAGCUGUAAGAAUGUUUGAUACUAAACUUCCACCAGGAGUAACUAUGAUUUCACCAUUUUGCGAAGGUUCUUCCUUAAAUAAAGUCGCUGUCCAGAAUUUUCCGGAGGAGCUUUUUUCCGUUCUAAAAACAAUGCAGCUUUUAAGAGGACUUAGUGUAGGGCUGGGCAUCAACUACUCCUGUGCAGAACAAUGGAGACCCAUUGCAGAAGAAGCUCUCUUCAGGGCUGGAAGACUAAAAGGUGUUUUGAUUAUCACGCAGCACUGUUGCUUCCAAAAAUGUUGGCAAAGCACGGAGACGUGGCUUCUUGAGACAAAUGUUUAGAAGAAAGAGGGAAUAUGACUGGUGUACAAUUUAAAAUUCAAAAUAUUGUAUAAGAACGCUAUCAAAAUCUCCAAAUUGACUAUCUUCGGUCGGAGAGUAUUUACUGCAGCGAUUCAUCUGUUGUAUAUGUGACGUUAUAUUAAAGUCUGGGGUGAUUCAUGAAAGUUCCUCUUGUAUAAUCUAAACUGAAUUAUUCUUCAUAAAUGUUAUUACAUCUGUUGCAGAGAAUUUUCUUUUGGUUUCUAUAUGAUUCUUUUUUUUUUU
Messenger RNA from Elaeis guineensis (African oil palm), 2049 nucleotides. RefSeq lists its product as uncharacterized. Gene Ontology annotation, biological process: protein phosphorylation. The record is from RefSeq and is a predicted model, not a curated record. Gene Ontology annotation, molecular function: ATP binding; protein kinase activity. Lineage: Eukaryota; Viridiplantae; Streptophyta; Magnoliopsida; Arecales; Arecaceae.